Messenger RNA from Clonostachys byssicola, 2772 nucleotides. The record is from the annotation of a GenBank genome assembly. NCBI's taxonomy places the organism in Eukaryota, Fungi, Ascomycota, Sordariomycetes, Hypocreales, Bionectriaceae.
AUGGCAUAUAUCCAUGGACCUGGGCAGGACUCGGUCCCGCAUGCGGAGACCACUUCUUCUGGUCCUGGGCCGCCAUUGCGCCCUGCUCCGGCCCAGCCUGCCCCUCCAGUAGUCCCCGAGACCGGACUUGGUGCUUUCCCAGGCGAAUCAUCGCGGGGGAUAACCUUUGCCGUGCAGUUUGGUAUCCAGGGAAGUGUUUUCAACACGAGUUUAGCCCCGGGCAUGACCCUGAUAGAACCCAACUCGAUGCCUGGGCUGGUUGGUGACCUCCCCCAGUCUCAGCAACUGGAUACGCCAGUGGGGCCUUCAACACCGGGUUUCGCCCUGCCGACUGACUUUGAUGGUCCGCUUGCUGCCGGUAAUACCAUCAACUACGGCGUCUCGCCGUCGCCGUCUUCAUUCUCUUGGAAUACACCCAACCCUGGUGGACUGGACUCGCUCCCCCAUGUGCCCAACGACGGCUCCUCAAAGCCUCCCGCAAAAAUCGGCAAUCGGUUCUCUAAGGAAGCUGUUCGGAUCUUGAGAGGCUGGAUGUCGACCCACGAAAGCAGCCCGUAUCUUAGCGAGGAAGACAAAAGCAUACUUCAGAGCCAGACGGGACUCACCGAGAUCCAGGUGACCAACUGGAUAGCCAACGCACGCCGGCGAAGAAACAAGACCCGUGGCAGCAGAUCAUCAACGCCCAAUCCAGGCACGUCGACCACCAGUCCAGUUCCCAUUCCUGCUCGGCCGGGGACCCCAAUGGUGGGAAACUCACCACACGCAGACCCGAUACAGCGAUGGUUCGACUCGCCGCCCGAAGACGAGCCUGCAGCGGCGUCAGCCAUUGCUCAGGCGAUGGCACGUCGCGGAAGCGAAGGACACCCGAUAGACCGUGGGAAGGAUAGAAUAUCAUACGGCAGCUCCUCCGCAAGCAGUGCCGCGUCAUCGCAUUCCGACAGCAGCUCUGUCAUGUCAAACUCAUCAGCCGUGUCGUGGAACUCAUCCUCAGCGCCGAGGAAGUAUGCUCGACCAAGACCGCAUCGAAAAAGACAUCUGCGAAACCCGAAGGCCGAGAGGAAACCGCUCAAAGCCCCGUUCAGACCAUACCAGUGCACAUUCUGCACGGACACCUUCGGGACCAAGCACGACUGGCAGAGACACGAGAAGUCACUGCAUUUAUCCAUCGAUAGAUGGAAGUGCGCCCCUGAUGAGUCUCGAGUAAUCCGGGGAGAAGACAACCGGCCAUACUGCAUCUUCUGCGGCCAGGCUGACCCAGACACUGAACACUUGGAGACUCACAAUCCACACGUGUGCCAACAGCGCAUAUUCAGCCGAAAGGACCAUCUGAAGCAGCAUCUACGCCUGGUACACGGCGCAAAGCUUAUCGACUCAUUCGCAGAGCACUGGAAGGCCCCAUCCCCGCCCGUCAAGUCGCGGUGCGGCUUCUGCGGGAUUGCGCUCGACUCGUGGUCUUUCCGGGUCGAUCACCUUGCUGACCACUUCAAGGUGGGACAGAGUAUAGCGGACUGGAAGGGCGACUGGGGGUUUGAGAAGUCCGUUCUGGAUAUGGUGGAGAAUGCAAUUCCCCCAUAUCUGAUUUCCACAGAGCGCAGCACUCCAUUCCCGUUUGUAGCGAGUGCUCCGGCGGUAGAAAGCCCGCGUUGUGCAUACGAGAAGAUCAAAUUGGAGCUGCUAUGGUACAUGCAAGGCUACAAUGAUGAAACUGGCGAGAUACCAGACAGUGAUGCGCUACAGCUAGAGGCAUGCCGAAUCAUAUUUGCCUCCGAGUCGAGAACACCAGAGGAGGCACUGACUGAGCCGGGUGCUGCAUCGUGGCUGCGAGAUCUCAUCACCAGCCAUGAGGACAUCAUGAGGCAGGCCAAGUUCGGUCCGAUCCGAUCAGAGGCGGAGAGUGUGUCUGCCGCGCCGAGCAAUAUUUCCAAGAGCUUGUUUCAUGGCUGUCCGCUCGAAGCUCAGCUACAGGAUUUUGUCUUCCGCGCAUGGACGUCGGGGCAGCUGGUGGUGGGGGAUGAUGAGCUUCAGUCUGAGGCGUAUCGGAUCAUCAUGCGGAUCGACAAGGAGUUUGCCAUGCCCGAGUAUGACUUCAUGGAGAAGUGGCUGGUAGGGCUACUUGCCAUCUCGCGAACGUGGCUUCAAGGGUUCAGACAGCGGAUGAGUACUGUUCUAGGGGAUGGCGUGCUUCAUGCCAGUGAUAAUCUGGGAGCUGUACAAAUCACUAAUGUGCCUGGUGACGUCGCAUCCGGGACCGGUCUUGGAAAUGUGGCCCAGGGGGACAAGAUUGCACAAUUUUCCCAGCCCUAUUACCAGCCAACCCUCAGCGUUGGGAUGCAAUCUAUGCCUUCGCCCGAGAAUGGAGAUGUCCCGAUCUCCACUGAUCCUACGAGUCAAUGGGACCCGACCAGCCGUUCUAUAGCUACGGCGCAACAGCCAAUAGAUCAACGGCCAACCUGGGUGAAGACUAACUUUUAUAUUCUCAACGACUCUAAGUUUCACCAUUAUGUAACUCGCGAACUGAAGAGAUGGGUCAAGGCAACAAUGUCCCCUAACAACCCGAACUUCCACGUUCCUUCCGAUGAAGAGUUACGCCACCAAGCUCGCUUUAUUAUGUAUGAUGAUGAUGAUAUUUGGAAUACGACCCCGGCAGAUAAUUGCGAGUGGCUGCGACGGUUCAAGUGUGAAGCUGGCAUUGAGAAGACCGAAACUGACAUGGAAGAUCAAAUGGAUGAUUUAAGACAUGACGAACAUCGAGACAAAGAAGAAAGUCUUUAG